Miscanthus lutarioriparius is the source of this 2505-nucleotide messenger RNA. The record is from the annotation of a GenBank genome assembly. Lineage: Eukaryota; Viridiplantae; Streptophyta; Magnoliopsida; Poales; Poaceae.
AUGGCGUCGUCACCGUCCCCGCGCCCCACAGCCAGGCUCCGGAGGCCUCCGGCCUCCCCCGCGUCCUGCUCCUUUCCGGCUGUCUCCCUGCGCGGCCUCCUCUCGCUCUCCAGCGCCUCUAGGGUUCUCUCUGUCUCCUUCCGGCAGCAAAGGCCGGUGGCAUCGACCUUCGCUGGAAGGCCGCGCCUGCUGACGGCUGCGCGGAGCUCCGGAGACCCUGGAGAGGUGAUCGAUAUGGUCAGUCAUGAAGGAACUGAGCAGACACCUGGAGGCUCCACUGGUCCAAGAAAAGAUGGACAAGAGACAGCCAAAAGUUUCUCGACUAAAGAGUUGCUAGAAAAACUAAAGAGAUAUGGUGUUGCUGGGGUUCUGUCAUAUGGACUACUUAACACUGUCUACUAUGUGACUGCAUUUUUAUUAGUCUGGUUUUAUUUUGCGCCUGCUCCUGGUAGGAUGGGUUAUGGUGCAGCUGUUGAGAGAUUCGUUAAACUAAUGGCAAUGGUCUGGGCUGGCAGUCAAGUUACUAAGAUUUUUCGAGCUGGAGGGGCCCUUGCUCUGGCUCCUUUUGUUGAGAGAGGGCUGAGAUGGUUCACAGUCAAGUUCAACUUCAAGUCAGAAGGGAAGGAAGGAAAAAGCUACUGCCACUUCAGGGGGUUGGCCUGGGAGCCCGCUCCGCAUCCACAUGGGGUACCAGCCCAUGCACGGCAACGGCGGGACGGCCGGUGCCGGGACAUCAGGCUCCGGCUCCGGCGGCGGCGGAGACCACCUGCACCACCACCAGCAGCGCCUGCACAGCCCCCGCAUGGCCGCCGGCGGGGGCUCCAUGACCCGCCGGGCCAGCUCGUUCAAGCGCGGCGCGGGCGGCGAGAUCGAGCUCCAGAUCGGCUCCCCGCGCUCGCCGAGGUGCGACGGGCUGGGCAGCCCGCCCUCGACUCCGUGGAGCCGUCCGGUGGCGGCCUCCACCACCACCACCAGAGCCAGCACCUCCGGUUCCGGCUCUUCAAGCCGCCGGUCGGCUCCGGCGGCAGCGCGGUCGGGCUUGGUCAGGGGAUCCGGGAGAGGAGGAUGCUCGGGAACAUGCUGUUCCUCGCCUUCUGCGGCGUGUGCUUGCUCCUCGGCGUCGCCAAGAUCUUGGCGGGCGGCUGGUUCGCCCUCCCUGCCAAUGACAAAGACGCCGAUUUGAAGGAUAUCUCUGUCUCCUUCUCUGGUGAGAAAGUGCAUCAAGUUGAUCAUCACUUCGUAUACAUGGGAGGAAAAGAGAGUGACAGGACUUUGAUGACAGUGGAAUCUAGCAUCAGUGGAAGAGAAGACAGUGUAGCUGAGGCCUCUGAUGUCUGGUCUCAGCCAAGCAGUACAAAUUUCAGACAAUGCAUUGUUUCAAACUCUCAUAAAAAGCAAGUUUCUCAUACGAAUGGUUACAUUAUCAUAAACGCAAAUGGAGGUUUGAAUCAAAUGAGAUUUGGGAUAUGUGAUAUGGUUGUUGUUGCUAAGAUCCUGAAGGCAACUCUGGUUCUUCCUUCACUCGAUCAUACAUCCUACUGGGCAGAUGACAGUGAAUUUAAGGACCUUUUCAACUGGAGGCACUUCAUUGAGUCACUGAAAGAAGACAUUGAUAUUGUUGAAACACUUCCCCCUGAAUACAGUGACAUUGAACCUUUGGCUAAAGCUCCAGUAUCUUGGUCGAAGGUGCAUUAUUACAGAGAUGAAAUCCUCCCCCUUUUGAAGAAACACAAAGUCAUUUACUUUACACAUACAGAUUCUCGCCUUGCUAACAAUGGCCUUCCUAGUUAUAUUCAGAAAUUAAGAUGCGGAGUUAACUACAGAUCUUUGAAGUAUUCUCAUACAAUUGAAGAUCUUGGUAAUACCCUAGUUUCAAGGAUGCGUCAGGAUGGAAGCCAAUAUCUUGCUGUCCAUCUAAGGUAUGAGAAGGACAUGCUAGCUUUUACUGGUUGCAGCCAUAACUUGACAGCAGAAGAAGAGGAGGAACUGCGUAAAAUGCGUUAUGAAGUCAGUCACUGGAAAGAGAAAGAAAUCAAUGCUACUGAGAGAAGAAGCCUUGGUGGCUGUCCUUUGACACCAAGGGAAACUUCACUUUUACUCAAAGGAUUGGGUUUCACUCGAAGCACCAGAAUUUACUUGGUUGCUGGUGAAACUUUUGGCAAUGGAAGCAUGAAAGCUCUGAAGGAUGAUUUUCCCAAUAUUUAUUCUCAUUCUACACUGGCAAUAGAAGAGGAACUUGCACCCUUCAAAAAUCAUCAGAAUAUGCUUGCUGGUCUUGAUUACAUCGUGGCUCUUCAGAGUGAUGUCUUUAUUUACACUUAUGAUGGAAAUAUGGCAAAGGCUGUACAAGGCCAUCGUCGUUUUGAGAACUUCAGAAAGACUAUUAACCCAGACAGCACUGCUGGGACAAUUCAUUUCAGUUUCAGCCCUUACUGGAGUUCACAGUAUGUAUAUUGGAUGUUGGGCAUGACUGUUCAUCAGUUUUCGCACGACUGUAGUAUGUGA